This is a messenger RNA of Dendronephthya gigantea, 953 nucleotides long. RefSeq lists its product as uncharacterized. Lineage: Eukaryota; Metazoa; Cnidaria; Anthozoa; Malacalcyonacea; Nephtheidae. The coding region runs from base 18 to 866 and encodes 282 amino acids. The transcript is spliced from 3 exons. The record is from RefSeq and is a predicted model, not a curated record.
UACGCUUCAGCACAUCCAUGAUCUAUACCUUCUGUUCCAGGAAAAAUGCUCAGCUAUAUAGCAUCUGUUUCAGUUGGCGCUUAUCGGUACGCAGGGGUAUAAAAUUUGAUGACAAAGUUGGGAAAGCACUUUUGUCGUUACAUCGUCGUAGACUAACAGCUGUCAAUUAUUCAUUCCUUCAAGAACAAGACUUUCUCACUGCCUGGCGUAAAGACACGAUGAGCACGGCGGUACACCUAUUCAUCCUUUCGCUUGCCUUUUCUGCAUUCUCAGCUCAGCGUACAACCACAUACACUCUUAAAGUAACUGAAGAUGUGACAUUGGAACGCGCCGGAAGCAAUUUCAACUACCUUCAAUUCUUACUUGUUGGCACUCACCCUGGAUUUCCUUUGAAAAGAAGUUUAAUGAAGUUCCAGAACAUUCCCGGACAGUGUAUCGUACCUUUGGAGGCAACUCUUCAUCUAUAUUUCGUGUAUGCACACAAGGCAAGCUACUUACGACAACUCCCUGAUGUAACCCGACGCAUUGUAGCCCACACUGUACUAAAAUCAUGGUCUGAGUCCCAAGCGACAAGCUCGAGAAGGAAAUAUUUUUGGAAUUGGGACGCGAGAUGGCUGAAUCUUGGCACAGAUGCAGACCCAGUUACACUCUCUUCUACUUUGGUGUCAGCGAAUCAAGGUCGCCAAUGGUUUACACUUGACGUGACAAAGCAAGUCAGCGAUUGGAAAUGUUCUGGUUCAAAUCAUGGAUUACUGUUACGAGAUACAAGAGAAAAUAUCCAAGGUCGUGACUUUCGAUUUGCAAGUAAUGCCUACCGGGAUCAGAGCAAACAUGCCUAUAUUACUGUGAAGUGCAUGGUUAAAUGAUGAACAAAUUUGCUUUAACUAAAUGGUCUAAUUACCUUCUUAAAUUGUAAACGAUGAUUACGAAAUAAAUAAACUUUUUUCUGCAUU